AUGAAGCCUAUGUUACAUACAUGGGGUUUUCGUUGGGUUUUAUUAACUUUUAUAUUUGCAACAUUUAAUGUACAAUACACAACUACAACUUGGCCGAUAUUACACUUUUCAACAAUUCAACUGUUAGGUCUUUUUAAAGAUGCACCAGAAGACACGCCUAAACCAAAGGAAUCAUCGUUUCAUUGUCGUGCUAUGUUUAAAGCUGCAAUAGUUCUAUCACAGCAAUAUAAUAUAAAAAUUGAUGGACAAUAUAUUGGAGGGCAGGUAGCACAAACUGGUGGUUAUCCCAUAGGUGCUAUUAGCACUACAUGUUCAAUAAUGUCUAAUUUCAACAUUGUUGGUAUGGUUGGACCGACAUAUUCGAGAGAAGCUCAUAUUAUUGCUCAAUAUGCUGAAUCAGUUGGUAUUCCUGCAAUAUCAUAUACUGCAACUGAUCCUGAAUUAUCUGAUCGAAAUGCAUAUCCGGCUUUUUAUCGCACAGUUCCUUCGGAUGCUACUGCUGCAUCAUCAAUUGUAGAAUUAUUCAAGCGAUUUAAUUGGACAUCUUGUAUAAUUAUCUACCAAAAUGAUGCAUUUGGAUCAGGUGGCGCUGAAGCAAUAAGUCAUGCAUUUAGUGAAAAUAACUUGAUAGUCAGUCAAACAGUAAUAUUUGACCUUGCGACAGUGAAUAUUCGAAGUGACUUAACAGAUCUUUUGUCUAGCAGUUCAACACGAAUUGUACUACUAUGGGUAGAAAGCAAUUAUACACCGUUAGUUUUACAACAUGCACUUGAUUGUGGUGUUCUCGGACCUCAUUUCACAUGGAUAUUACGAUCAAAAAUUUCAUUAGAAUUUUUCAAUCCAAUCUCAUAUCCAAAUUUAAUAGGAAUGCUUUCUAUAGAAUCCGUAGCAGGAAAUCUUGUUAGUGCACCAAUUAAUACAUCAUUAUUAAAUGCAGCCUAUCAAAUCUGGCAGCAAUAUGAACCUGAAACAUUUCCUGGGCCAAUGAAAGUGAAUUACUAUGCACUUUUUGCAUUCGAUGCAACCUGGACAUUAAUUCAAUCAUUGCAGAAACUUUGUUCCAGCUAUACAAAUCAUUCCUCGUCGUGUAUAUCAGUCGUCAAUAGCUCGUCGUGUUUUGAUCGUCGUUUUCUUCAGAGUAAUUCACUUUUCAAUGCACUUAAUAAUAUAGAAUUUCUUGGUGUAUCUGGUCCAAUAAAAUUUGGUGCCAACUCAACAGAUAGAAUAGAUGGGAUUUAUUAUGUUAUACAAAAUGUUCAGCCGUCUGUUAACGGUGUAGAUUUUUUGCCCGUAUUGCAAUGGUCUCGUUCUAAUAAGUGGACAACGUAUACACUAGCAGAUGUUAUUGUAUGGCCUGGUAAUACAUUAACACUUCCCACUGGUUUUGCUGGACUUGCAGGUGUCAAGUUGCACAUUUGUGUUAUUGAAUCAGUGCCAUUUACGAUACGAACAAAUAUCUUGGAACAGAAUACGAAGAAAUUAGUUGGUUAUAUACCUGAUCUUAUUGAUAUUUUACAAAGUAAGAUGGGAUUUAUUCCUCAUAUUAUAUUAGCAUCAUCGAAUAAAACUUAUAAUGGGUUAAUACAAGACGUCGAAAAUGGUUUUUGCCAUUUAGUAGUCGGUGAUAUUACUAUUACUGCUAGAAGAAGAGAAAUAGUCGAUUUUUCUAGUUCAAUAUUUGAUAGCUCUCUACGCAUUGUUAUUCGGCAAACGACUUCUAUUAAUGUAGAUCUUUUUUCAUAUCUAAGACCGUUUUCAUCUACUCUAUGGUUGCUAGUUUUAGUUGGUAGUAUUUAUGCUGGUAUCUUGCUAUGUCUAUUGGAAAGAACCACAAACGAAGCAUUGAAAAAUAAAUCUAUAAUUUCGUCUGCUGCAAUGAGUAUGUGGUAUUCUGUUAGUACAAUUAUGGGAUAUGGUGCAGAUUUUCAUGUUCAGACAGCUGCUGGACGAUUAUUAACUGUAGGUCUACAUAUGUUGAGUUUAGUAUUAGUAGCAACAUAUACAGCAAAUUUAGCGUCUGAUUUAACAACAUUAAAAUCGAAUUAUUUUAUUUCUGGAAUUGAUGAUAUUAUAAAUGGAAAAAUACCUUAUAGUCGUAUUGGUAUUGUUAUUGGAUCAUCGUUGGAAGAUUUUUAUUUACGUGAAAUUUCUCACGGUAGUAGAAAUUUUUAUCCAUUAAAAUCACUUCAGGAUUUAUAUAUCAGCUUAUUAAAUAAUAAUAUUGAUGCAGCAAUUUCGGAUACUGCUAUUUUAGAAUAUAUAACGAACAAAGUCUAUUGUAAUUUAUCUCUUGUUGGGGCUGAUUUUAGUCGUAGUGAAUAUGGUAUUGUAAUUCCUAAACAAUGGAUAUUUCAAAAAGAUUUAGAUGUCAUUAUAUUAUCAUUAAGAGAAUCAGGUGUUCUUGAUGAUUUAAAAAGAAAAUGGUUUGAAGGAAGUCUUUGUCAACAGUCGUUUUCAUCUUAUACAUAUACAAGUAUGAAUAUUACAGCAAUGAGUGGUUUACUUUUUACUUUUGCAACCAUUAGUAUUCUAUCAUUGGUAUUAUAUGCAUGGACAAACCGAUUUAUUAUAAAAAGUUUUCUAUGUAUAUUAGCACGUGGAAAGGAUCCUUCGAUUCAAGAAUAG
This is a messenger RNA of Rotaria sp. Silwood2, 2625 nucleotides long. The record is from the annotation of a GenBank genome assembly. NCBI's taxonomy places the organism in Eukaryota, Metazoa, Rotifera, Eurotatoria, Philodinida, Philodinidae.